ACCGACAACAAACCUGUCGAAACUUAUCUAAAAGGUUGUUUAUUAGAUAUGGAGGCUGCUUAGAAAAGACAGAAGAUAAGCUCUCUACACUAUGAAACCCGCGUCCAUCUCCAGAACUUCUGGCAGGUACCGCAAGUUGGCCGGCACAUCCAGUGUGGAUGAAGAACUGUUUGACAAACCGAACAACAGCGAAUCAAUGGGAGAACCAACCAAGGCGAAGAAAGAGCAAAGGAUCCUCCAGAUCAUCUCCAAAGACUUAAUCCGGACUCUCAGAGUUCCACGGAUAGAACGUAUAGAAGAUACCAUUGCCCUUCCGUCAUCUGGGAUUAGAGGGAUCAUCUCAAAAGCUCGUAUUGGUAUCAAUGAGGAGAGAGUAGCUUUAAAACAAGCUUAUGAUAAAGAAAAGGAGGCAAAAAUGAAAGCUGCUGAAGAGAGAAAGAAUCAACUCUUGGAGAUAGACCAAUCUCAAAAAGAACACCCAGAAUUAACAGAAGUGGAGCAAGAUGCCCUGAAGCGUUCGAAGCGGAUAGUCAAUCGGGCCUACGACCUGCAGAUGGAGGAAGAGCAGGAGAUUAAAUCACUCAAUAAAUUGAUCCUGUGUGCCAAGGCUCAAGCCACAUGGGACGAGCAGCUUGUGGAGAAGAAAGAGAUCAAGGACCUGAUGGACGAAGAGGAGAGACGUCUGGACAUUAUGAUGGAGGUGGAGCGACGCAGAGGUUUAGCGGAUAUGAAGAUGAUAGAGGACCUUCACAAAAAGCAGAGAAUGGAAGGGAAGGACCAGAUUUACGGCCAGAUCCAAGAGCGAAUGGAGGAAAAACUAAAUGAUAACAUGCUGAAAGAGCUUGAGAAAGAACAGGUCCAUAGGGACCAGGAGAGAAUGAACCGGGAAUAUCUCGAGGCCAUGGAGAGGAAGAGGAAGGAGCAGCAGCAACUUCAGGAAGAGAUCAUGCGCAUCAAUGCGGACGUUAUGCGGGCCAAGGAGAAGAGGCUGGAAGAGGAGAAGAUGGCCAAUACCAGAGCUAUGGAUUACCUGAAACAGAAAAUGGAGCGGGAGGAAGAAUUUGAAGCAGAGCAAGAACGAAUCAAGAAGGAGAAAGAGAAGGAGAUAACUCGGCUGAGGGCCCUGCAGCAACGGGCAAAAGAUUACAAGGCUGAGCAGGACGCGAUCCGCGCUAAGAGGAGCCAGGACAUCAGUGACAGAAAAUGGAGGAUGCAGCAGAAAGAGCUGGCUGAAAAGAAAGCCAGAGACGAAGCCAAUCUGAAGGCGUCUCGCCUGGAGCAGGUUAAAAACAAGGAGUACUGCAUGAUGUUGGAGGCCAACCGGGAGAAGGCUGACAUGGAGAGGGUGUUGAAGACUCAAAUGGAACUAAUAGCCAAGGAGAAGGAGGUGGAGCAGAAACAUAAUGAGGAAGCGCAGCGUCACGCAGCGAGCCUUCGCCAGCAGGUGAAGGAACAGGAGCUCCUUGCUGCAGAAAAGCGCAGAGAAAGGCUCAAGGAGGCCGAUCGGAUGUUUGAAGAAGACCGGCAGAGAAAUCUGCGCCUCCUUGAAGUCAAAGAACGAAAACUCCAGGAGCUCAAGGCUACAGGGAUCCCUGAAAAGUAUUGCAUACAGGUGGAACGAAAGUCCCGGAAAAUAAUAACGGAUCCAAGAACUGUGAAGGCCUGAGGCUCAUCCAGUCAUUUCAGAACAAAUAAAGAAUUUUGAUUAUUA
This is a messenger RNA of Gambusia affinis (western mosquitofish), 1711 nucleotides long. It is a transcript of the gene cfap45, whose product is annotated as cilia and flagella associated protein 45. The coding region runs from base 92 to 1666 and encodes 524 amino acids. The record is from RefSeq and is a predicted model, not a curated record. The transcript has 12 exons. NCBI's taxonomy places the organism in Eukaryota, Metazoa, Chordata, Actinopteri, Cyprinodontiformes, Poeciliidae.